This is a messenger RNA of Brassica oleracea var. oleracea, 1361 nucleotides long. Its product is annotated as F-box/kelch-repeat protein SKIP6-like. The coding region runs from base 1 to 1161 and encodes 386 amino acids. Gene Ontology annotation, molecular function: protein binding. The record is from RefSeq and is a predicted model, not a curated record. Lineage: Eukaryota; Viridiplantae; Streptophyta; Magnoliopsida; Brassicales; Brassicaceae. The transcript has 3 exons.
AUGUCCAGUCACGAAGAGCAACCCCACCAAGAAAAGAGGCAGAGGAAGGAAGAGGCGUCUCCGAUAUCAUGUUCGUCAGAUGAUCUGGUUCUGAACUGUCUGGCUAGAGUCUGGAGAUCAGACCACGCGGCCUUAUCUCUGGUCUCCAAAAGUUAUCGCUCUCUAGUGGCAUCUCCUGAUCUUUACAAGAUCCGAUCGCUGAUUGGUCGCACUGAAACAUAUGUCUACGUAUGCUUACGAAUCCUCCGUCGUAGAAAAACCCUAGACGCCUCUGAUCUAAUUCCGAUCCCUUCGCUCUCCUCCCAGCCAGUGGAAGCAUCUUCCGUUGUGGUGCUGGACUCGGGCAUCUAUGUAAUCGGUGGGUUGAUAGACGGGGAGAAGCGCACUUCCGACGUCUGGAGCUUGGAUUGUUGGACUCACGUGUGGCACCCUGUCCCUUCCAUGGGAGCGGCUCGAGCUUACGGGGCUGCUGGUGUGGUAGACGGGAAGAUUUACGUGUUUGGAGGCUGCGAUGUUCAUGAUGACUGUGGAGAGGUAUUCGAUCCAAACACUCAAACUUGGGAUAAUUUGCCACCGAUGCCGAAACGGAAGGGAGGUAAUAAGCAUAUCCACGACAGUAUGGUGAGGGUUCAUAAGGUUUACGCAGUGGAUGAAACGGAGAGAACCUUUUACUACUCGCCGAGGGAAGGUAAAUGGGGGACAGGGAACCGUGGACAACUGGUAGGAAAGCCAAGGGACUGGUGUAUGAUUGAUAACUUGCUCUUUUGUCUUAGCAGAAACGGAACUUUAUUUUGGUGUGAGCCGGAUGAGUUGGAUUUGCAUGGAACAGAGAUGGUGAUGAAUACAGAGGAGAUUCUUGAUCGGUGGGAGCAAAAGAGGAUCAUGCAUGGUAUGGCCACGUUAAAGAUGAGCAAGUAUGGUCUAAUCGACAAGUUUGAAGGUUUACAUCCUGGGGCCAGAAUGUGCAGCUCCGGUGGGAACAUUGUGCUUUUCUGGGACCGCCCCAAGUUGGGACAUCUUCAUAUUUGGUCUGCCGAGAUUUCCUUGGAGAGACUCCAAGUAGGCGAGAUUUGGGGCAACAUUGAGUGGUCUAACAUUGUCAUGCCCGCUGAUGAAUCUUUUCAAGAACCCAAGAAGCAUCGGUUCUUAGAAUCAAAGUAAGAAGAAGAAGAAGAAGAAGAAGAAGAAGAAGAAAACACGGCAUUUACUGUAGCUGGAACCCCGAGAAAAGAGGUAACCAGCGAAGUACGACGCCGCCGUGGCAGAUAAAGAGACGACUGAAGAAGGGUUCGGUGAGAAGUUUGAGUACCAAGCUGAGGUUAGUUUUUCAAAAAAAAAAAUUGGUUUUUACUUCUGGGUAU